Messenger RNA from Gasterosteus aculeatus aculeatus (three-spined stickleback), 6211 nucleotides. It is a transcript of the gene fgd5a, whose product is annotated as FYVE, RhoGEF and PH domain containing 5a. The record is from RefSeq and is a predicted model, not a curated record. Lineage: Eukaryota; Metazoa; Chordata; Actinopteri; Perciformes; Gasterosteidae. Gene Ontology annotation, cellular component: cytoplasm. Gene Ontology annotation, molecular function: guanyl-nucleotide exchange factor activity; metal ion binding.
GAAGCUCAAUGUUGAAACCAAGACUCAAACAUUCUUCCUUUUCUGCUUGAUUUUUUAAUUUUUUUUGUAUAUGCGGAUUAAGUUUCGACGUCAUUUGGAGCGACGCGGUCGGUGUGGAAACAUGAGGAUAACUGUCGGCUCCCGUGGAUGAUUGGAUGAUGAUGCCCCACAAUGAACACAGAUUUUCAAAACACACUGCAAGUCCCUCGACCAAAGGUUCGCAGUCACCUGACCAUCAAAGUGCAUGCAAGCUGAUGUCCAGGCCGUGUGCUCAAAACUGCUGUCGCCCCAAAGCCCAGACGCCUGUGUGAGCCCCAUGCACCAGGGGGAGUCCUGCCCCCCUCAGCGCCUAAGUAAUGGAGACCUGGCCCACUCUGAUGGGGAGGCAGAAGAUCUUCAUGAAGUGGCUACAAACAACCACGACAAAGAGGGGAAAAGCGAGGAUGAGGUCAAUGACGUCGGACACAAAGACAACGACAAAGAUUACUUGGCAGAAGAAGAAAGUAAUUGUAAAACAGAAGAAGGUGUAGAUAUAUUAGAUAAUGAUGGCAACAGCAUUGACUCUGAGCACACCGUAAAAGCUGAUGAUGGUUCUAAUGUUACUAUUCCUGAGGAUGGAAACACUGAAAAUAACUUCAUCCAGUCUGAAGUGGGUGAUGACACUGGUAAUGAGAGAACAUCAACGCCUUUACUCAAUCCUGCUGAGAUGGAGGAUAAAAUGGGAGAGGAGGAGGAAAAAGAGGAACCAAGUUGUAUAGCAAAAAGGCAAGUUUGUGACUCUUCAGGACCCAAACAUGUAGAGGAAAAGAACCUUAAAACACCACAGUCCCUCAGCCGGGGUGAUAAGGACAAUGAUACUGGACAGAAUGGAACAGAUAGUGAACAAAGAGAGGACUUUGUGCACUGUUUACAGACAGAUGGGACUGAGUUGGAAGCCGUAGGAUUUGCAUUUGGAUUCAGUGUGCUUCCAACUGUAACUGAGGAAUAUCCCUACGAUGUGAUUGGCCCCACAGAUGUUGCCAGUGAUAUAUAUGAGUCAUGUGACCCAGCUGAAACAGAGGUAUGGCAACCAGAACGGGCCACCAAGGACCUCUCUGGCUGUUUCCGAUUCACGUCCAGCACUGAGGAUGUUUUUGGGCCUUAUUCGGUUAUCGAAUCUCUUCCACCAGAUGUUACAGGCACAGCCGACCCAGAGUGGGUUCAGGAGGAUACAGAGGAAAAACCCUCAGAUGAACUGCAAACGGCAGGUGCUUCUAACCAGGAACCUUUCUAUGUGUCAUCAGAUGACGUGGACAAGCUGGAGGAUAAGCAGGUCCUCUUAGAACAGGGUGAGAUUGAGGAGGGGACAGAGCAGUUGAAUCAGCACAAAGACAAAGCGAAGGACAGCGAGUCAGCAGACGAGUAUGCAGAUAUUGACGAUUCCCUCUGCUUACAAGCAGAGGACAAGCAGCUGGAGUGUGUCUCAUCGGAAGAUUACGUUGAGAUAGGUGAUGAUGACGAAGACGAAGAAACGGAAAAGAAACAUAUUAAAGGAAAAAGUGUGAAAGAGAGAACGGCUAAACGAGAGCAGGCCUUCCUCAGCCAGCGAACAAGCUGCCAGCCUCGCCUCAGGUUGUGCAACAUCACAGUGCCAUCAGACCUUGAUGUGGGCCGCACCCCGGAGCUCACCAAUCGGGUGGUGUUUGCUCACACAACGGAAGCCUUUGAAGAAGACAUUGAGGAACUGGACUGCCAUAUUGUGCCUUACAAUGAGGACACAGACUCAGACAGCGAGGAGCAUAUAUAUGAGGAGGCAGGGUUUGACUCCGAAGGGGAGAACUUUGUGACGAUUGAUCUGAAGUCCAUUGUCACGCGAUCGCGCUCUUAUUCUGGGAAAGUUCCAGGUUAUGUUCCAGAAACUGUACCUGAGGAGACUGGGACGGAGUAUCAGACUCAUGACUACUGCACAGUGGCCUUAGAUAAAACCAACGAACCUCUCAGCCAACCGCAGAAGUCUCAACGUUUGUUGUUUUAUUCCCAAUCUGCAGAGGGUCCAGCAUUGACCAUGACCAGUCCUACAGAGAUCAACCACUCUCUGAAGGAUGACGUUAGGAGGAAGAGGAAAGAUGAUACCCUUUCUCUCCCAAGCGUCAUAACCUCUUCUGGAAGCUUCUCCCAGCGUAGCCAUCAAUCAUCCAGUGGCAUUUCCACGCCAACUUCUCUUGUGGACAUCCCACCACCUUUUGAGCUGGCAUACAUAACUAAAAGACCAGUCACCAAGAGUUCCCCCUCACUCCUGAUCCAGCAUGAACCCAAUGACAUAUCUACAAAGAAGAAGUCCUCCUUCAAGCGCUUCCUGGCGCUCAAGUUCAAGAGGAAGACAGAUUCGAAGGGUUUCAGCGAUGGAAGUGUCCGCUCUUCUCGCUCUUCCUCAGAGUCCAGCCACCACGGCCCCGUGAGGGUCAUAGAGCUUGAUCGUAGAAGCACCGGCAGCUCUCCUCAGCUUCCGAACCGCAUUGUGAACCCUCAGCAGCACCCUAUGGAACUGCCAUCCCCCUUUGUCCUAUACAAAGACCACCACAGGAGGAAAGGUGACCCCAAAGCUUAUGGCAGGAGUGUCUCCAGAGUUGAGUCCUUCGAGGAGCGUUCUCGGCGCUCCGCAAUGCCGCUGCCUUUGACCAAACCCCGCUCCAUCUCCUUCCCUAGUGCCGACACCUCAGACUAUGAAAACAUCCCGGCCAUGAGCUCAGACUAUGAGAACAUUCAGAUCCCAACUAGACCCACCAGGUCCCACACUGUCACCGAGUUUUUUGAGGACCCAAAUCGCACCACUAUCGCUUGCAAUGAGAAUGACGGCUAUGUAGAUAUGAACAGUUUCCCUGGAAUUGACAGCAUAACCCAGACAUCAAAAGACGACACUGAAAGUGCCUACACAGAGCCUUUCCCAAUGAACCCCGUCUCUGCUGCGCUGUCAGCGGACGAGGACCACGGGCGGACGUCAGAGGAGGAAGAGGGGCAGUCUGAGCAGAGCUAUGACAGACAGGUUGAUGGCCGGUCCCGAGCGUUCUACGUCGCCAAAGAGCUCGUCGACUCAGAAGGACUCCACGUCAGCGCCCUCAAGUACCUUCACCAGGACUUUAGGUCUGCAGUGGCAGAGGCGGCGGUGGGCGAGGACGGGGAGCCCGUGCUGGACGAGCAGAGGUUAGGAGAGAUCUUGGGCGUGCUCCCCCAGGUCUACACGCUCCACAGCAGCAUCCUCACUGAGCUGGAGGAACGCAUCAGUCGGUGGGAGGAGAGCCAAAGGGUAGUAGACGUGAUCCUGUCACGUCGGGAGGACUUUGGGGUGUUUGACACCUUUAUCUCAGAGUAUGAUCGAAGCAUGUCCUUACUGGAGGAGAGCUGCAGGGAGAACUUAGCAUUCGCCAACAUCGUCAAGACGUUUGAGAAAAGAAGCCCAGAGAAAGCUGAAGUCCCGCUGAAUCACCAACUGCUGCAGGUUAUUGUCAGAGUGCUCCAGUAUCGAAUGCUACUCACAGAUUAUCUAAACAACCUCUCUCCUGAUUCAAAAGAAUACGAGGACACGCAAGCUGCCUUGGUGAUUGUGUCCGAGGUGGCGGACCAGGCCAAUGACAAUCUGAGGCAGGGGGAGAACCUGCUGCGUCUGGUCCACAUAGAGUACAGCGUGAGGGGCAAGAGGGACCUCCUGAAGCCCGGGAGGAUUUUUGUGAAAGAAGGCACACUCAUGAAGGUCUCGAGGAAAAGCAGGCAGCCACGACACCUGUUUCUGAUGAACGACAUAAUGCUGUACACCUACCCUCAGCAGGAUGGGAAAUACAGGCUUAAGAACACGUUGUCUCUGUCUGGGAUGAAGGUGAGCAAACCGGUUCUAGACAACGUGCUGAACUGUCUUAAGAUCGAGGUGUCCGACAUCACGAUAACACUCUCAGCAAGCUCGGUGGUAGAGAGGGAGGACUGGUUCCACACUCUGAGUCGAGCCAUCGCAGACCAUGCUGCAGGCCUCUGUACGUUUGGUGGACCCUGCAGUGAGGCCCGUGAGAAGUUGUGGAUGGCCCUGGGCGAGGCUGCUCCCGUGCUGGUGCCAGUUUCUCAUGCGAUGAUGUGCAUGAACUGCACCUCUGACUUCAGCCUCACGCUGAGACGACACCACUGCAACGCCUGCGGCAAGGUGGUGUGUCGUGCUUGUUCCAGGAACAGGUACCCACUGAAGUACCUUAAAGACCGGGUGGCCAAAGUCUGUGACCACUGCCAUGCUGAGCUCAGGAAAAGAGGUGGCAGCGUGUCAGCGGCGUGGGGAAGCUCCAGUCCUCGGACACAUCGGGCAAGCCGUCCGCUCUCAGCUGUCUUCCAGAGCCUGCAGCCACCGAGCUUGUGGAAGAGCAGGAAGAGUUCCUCCGCUCUCAACCAGGUGUCGCUUACCGUGGAGGGAGCCACAAUGAGCGGCAGCCUGCAGCGCCGGAAGAAGAGCAAGAGGAAGUGGAAGCGUCUGUGGUUCCUCCUCAAAGACAAGGUGCUCUACACCUUCACGGCCCGUGAGGAUAAAGUUGCUACAGAGAGCCUUCCUCUGCAGUGCUUCACGGUCAAACUAACAGAGAGGCCAGAGGGAGAGGAAAGCAACACAUUCCAUCUCUACCACAAGAAAACUCUGUAUUACACCUUCAGGGCCGACGACCCACAGACAGCACGCAGAUGGGUCAAUGCCAUGGAGGAGGCCACGGUUUUGUAGCGCCCAAAGUGCGAAAUGAUCACGUCCUGCUGCCUGUGACUGCUAGAACUCCUGUGUGGAGCACAACAUGGCUACCUGCUGCUACCAUCACAUUGACCUGUUUUGUGGAAUAUUACGUGAAAGUCUAAUCACCGGAUACGGCCGCGACCCAACGGAAUGACGGUGAAAGAAGGAAACGAAUGAAGGGAGAGUGAAGAACCUCUCGUUGGAGAAAGAUCCCAACAUUUGAAACCUCCAAGAGUCACAUCGCUCCAGCCGAGGUGGAGAGCAGGAAGAGCUCCUCCGCCUUCAUCAAAUGCUUCUUCAAAGAAAAAAAACAUUUUAUUCACCAAGUUCUCAAAAUCAACUCCUUCAACUUUGCUUUAUUUCAGUGUCUUGAACCUGAGGUUCCACUGGACUACUGAACCACUCUUUGGUGGUUCGCGGGAGAAUAUUGCCAGCUCGAUUUUUAUACGUGAAACAGUUACAGCCUUUGUUAGUUUGAUGGGUAUAACACCACAAACAAACUUUGCUUUUUAGCAGUAUUGGCAGCCAGUAAAACAAAAAAAUAUUGGUCACCAUUUCAGAUGAUUAAUAUUCUGAAUAUAUAUUGUGAAGCAUACACUGCAGAUAUGAAGUGAAUUAUAGGGUUUGUUUAGAAAUGCUGUUACAUGAUGUUCUGAGUAAGAUGUCAUUUUAAUCAUCCCAGUGUGUGUACAUUAUAUUGGUUGUGAAGUUUUACACAAUGUUACUAUUAUAUCGAAUCUACAAUAUUUGGCAUGACUCGACAGUAUUUCUAAGGAUGAACAUUUUCAAAGAUACUUUUUUGUAUUUGAAUCUGUAGGGUCUGAAAAAAAAUGCAUCCAGUGCUUAAGUGCCGAUUGAUUUCUUCCAGUUGUGCUGUGCUAUUUGCAAAUUGAUUAUGUGCCUGAAAUGAAACUGUCCCCCUUUUUUCAUCUUGAUAUUAUCAAAGUACUGUACAACUGUCAUAUCACCGGAAGAUACCUUGAUAACAUUAGCUUUUUAUCUACUUGCGUCUACUAUAACCUCUAGUAUUUUCAACAGUUCACCAUUUGGAUGAACACCGAUUGGAGCAACAGUCUCAGUUACACUGAGAAGAUACUUUUGUGCCAUUUCGAUGACUGCUCUUUUCAUGCUGUGCAUACACUGCUGGAUAAAAUCACACCUGCACUCAAAGGGAAUCACAUGGUCAUCAUGGCGUCUUGUUUGGAAUUUCACUUUUCUUUACUGCUUGAAAUACUACGACCUGCAUAAGAUCUCCUGAAUGACCUGCCGAGAGGCCUUUAUCUACUAAAUUUGGACGCCGGCUGUACGACAUCUUUCAACGUCAAACUACGUUAUUACAGUAAGUACAGAUGAGUUGAUCAAAUACUAUUUGGCUUUUCUACCUAUUUCUUAGUGUUUGAAUGGACUGUACCUCUUGCAUAUAGUGCAUUGUAAAUGUUUGUGUAUAUAGAUACAUAUAGAAAUAAACUCCUUUGAAAAGUG